GGUGUGUUUACAUUGACGUCACAGCAGUUUGCCGAGAGGAUACAAUUCUGAUACAUCGGCAUCAUGUUCCAUGGGAUACCAGUUACAGGAGGUGUAGGGGGAGCUCCAGCCAAUAAACCUGAGUUAUAUGAGGAAGUGAAAUUAUACAAAAAUGCAAGGGAACGAGAGAAGUAUGAUAACAUGGCAGAGUUGUUUGCUGUUGUCAAGACCCUGCAAGCCCUGGAGAAGGCUUACAUCAAAGACUGUGUAACACCUAAUGAGUACACUGCUUCCUGUUCCAGACUCUUGGUUCAGUAUAAGGCUGCUUUCAAACAGGUACAGGGCUCUGACGUGGGCUCCAUCGACGACUUCUGCAGGAAGUACAGACUUGAUUGCCCACUAGCCAUGGAAAGGAUUAAGGAGGAUCGGCCAAUCACCAUCAAGGAUGACAAGGGCAAUCUGAACCGCUGCAUUGCAGAUAUUGUUUCUCUCUUCAUCACUGUGAUGGACAAGCUGAGACUGGAGAUCAGGGCAAUGGACGAGAUCCAGCCAGACCUGAGGGAGCUGAUGGAAACCAUGAACAGAAUGAGCAACAUGCCUCCAGACUCAGAGGCUAAGGACAAAGUCAGCCUCUGGUUGACCACCCUCAGCAGCAUGUCGGCCUCAGACGAAUUGGAUGAUAAUCAGGUGCGCCAGAUGCUGUUUGACCUUGAGUCGGCCUACAACGCCUUCAACCGCUUCCUUCACUCCUCCUAAAGCAUCCCUCCAUUAUAAAUCCAUGUGUCUGAAAUUCUGACUCUAAUACCUGUUAAGUUAAAAAAAAAAAAAAAAAAAAAAGCUCCACUUUCUCCUCAUGUUUAUUGGUAGGAAGUGGAUUUAAGUCUGGGGACAGGGUCUCUCUUUCCUGCUUCUCCUUUCUGUCUCUGCAUUUGUUCCCUGUGUCUUUAUCCAUGUUGUGUACAAUUCAAAGCUCACCACCUUGUAGCGUAUACUCCACUGUUUGUGGUACAUCGUGCUGCUUGCAGCCUUGCCCGCCGGGCUCUUCCUGUGCUGUGAGAUGCUCCAUUGGCCUGUUUUCUAGCCAAACCUGUGUGAUGAAUCCUUUAACACUGGCUCUUUAUUCUGAUCUUGACAAAGCAAUUUACUUCUAACUUUGUACUGUAAUUUCAAAAAAUGUCUAAUUUUAUACUUAAGUUUUGCAGAGCACCAACAGAGAAGCAUGAAUCAAUUAUAUUGGGCAAAUUCUGCACAUGAAGAAAAGGUUGCAACAGCCAAAGCCUUUGUAUUAUUGGAAAGAUGAAUAUAUAUAUUUUUUCUUUUUGGUACCCUAAAA
Seriola dumerili (greater amberjack) is the source of this 1312-nucleotide messenger RNA. It is a transcript of the gene vps28, whose product is annotated as VPS28, ESCRT-I subunit. The transcript has 10 exons. Gene Ontology annotation, cellular component: ESCRT I complex. The record is from RefSeq and is a predicted model, not a curated record. Lineage: Eukaryota; Metazoa; Chordata; Actinopteri; Carangiformes; Carangidae. Gene Ontology annotation, biological process: protein transport to vacuole involved in ubiquitin-dependent protein catabolic process via the multivesicular body sorting pathway. Bases 64 to 735 code for a protein of 223 amino acids. Gene Ontology annotation, molecular function: protein-containing complex binding.